AUGGCAGCCUCAUCUUCGACAUCGGCCCAAUUGCCGCUGCAUCAACACGUCGACACUGCCCUGCUGCUUUGCGUCGACUCGUCUGCCAUUCCCACAUCCUUGACAGCAGCAUCCAAAGAGGCGCGCGAAGAGCUGCUGCGUAGCAGAGCGACGAUCUCCACGCAAGCCUUGAUCUCUGCUCUAUGGGCCAUCCCAUCCAAGCAGCAUCCCGAUCACGGACGGAUAGCCCUGUUGCCUGCUCCACUGUCCGUCGGCUCAGGCGGCACUCCUCUACCUCGCGAAAAACCUUUACCAGCGAAGAAGGUCGAGACGAAAUGGGAAGCAUUCGCGAAGCGCAAAGGAAUCGAUGGGAACAAGAAGAGGGACAAAUUGGUUUGGGAUGAUGAGAGGAAAGAGUGGGUACCCAGAUGGGGCUUCAAGGGGAAGAACAAGGAUGCGGAAGAUCAGUGGAUACACGAACUACCUCAAAAUGUCUCGGACGAUCAUGAUCCUGCAAAGGAAGCUCGAGCGGAACGCAAAGCUAGAAAAUUGUCCAACGAUGCGAAACAUGCAAAGAAUUUGGCCAGAGCGACAGGAGCUGCUCUCAGCACCUCUGCUGCUGCCAAGAGAGCUGCGGACCAGGAGAAAGCGAAUGCAGGAUUAGGCGGCGGUCCUCAGUCUGCUGCGGCGGAGAAGGCGACAAAGAGGAAAGCGGAGAGGGAAUUGAGAAAGGGGCAAUUGGAUGCGGAUGUCAAGAGGGCAAAGGUCAGCACCGCUAGCAUGGGCAAGUACGACAAGCAGCUCAAAGGCGAGAGCAAAGAGAAGGGUCUCAGGAGGCAGGUGAGUUUAGAUGGUCAGGCUCGAGUGUCGCAAAUGCGUCCCCUCAUCGCAUCUGUCUCGUCUACUUGGCAUGCAUCACUCACCCAAUCCCUUGUCCCUGCUCCUCUCUGCAUGCUUCCAUUCGUCCAACUUUUGCAGUUCGCACCAAACGAGCAAGACACUUCCUCCGAACGAGUUUCGCAGCUCGCGCUCAUCUCCGGCUUGUCAAAGGGAGGUGCGCCAGUACGCUCGAAGCCAAAUGCCAAGGGACAAGGAGAUGCGGAUCUGGUCAAUGCUCGCAAGGCCGUACGUUUCGAGAGCGGUGGGAGAGGAAGCUCUGCAUUGGCGAGCAAGGGUGCAUCGAGUCGAGGAGGUAGGGGAGGUAAAGCUUCUAGAGGAGGCAAGAGGUCAAAGUGA
This is a messenger RNA of Ceraceosorus bombacis, 1215 nucleotides long. NCBI's taxonomy places the organism in Eukaryota, Fungi, Basidiomycota, Exobasidiomycetes, Ceraceosorales, Ceraceosoraceae. The record is from the annotation of a GenBank genome assembly.